Molecule: messenger RNA, 1290 nt
Organism: Daphnia magna
Lineage: Eukaryota; Metazoa; Arthropoda; Branchiopoda; Diplostraca; Daphniidae
Gene: Hus1-like
Product: checkpoint protein HUS1
Exons: 7
Coding region: 201-1043 (280 amino acids)
Biological process (GO): double-strand break repair via homologous recombination; meiotic DNA integrity checkpoint signaling; telomere maintenance
Cellular component (GO): site of double-strand break; nucleolus; checkpoint clamp complex
Source: RefSeq, a predicted model, not a curated record
AAUAAUUUUCAAAAUUUUCAAAAAAUUAAUCCAAAUGAACGAUCACUGAAAACACAAAAUUUUUAUCAUAUAUUUGAAAAAUACAUUCCAAAUACUUAUUGUGGUGGUCUGGUGGUGGUGGCUUAAAACAGAGGCAGGGAAUUGCCGGGAACACAAACACUGUUUCGUCUGUUUGGUGCUUUGCUUACAUAUAUUUAAAAAUGAAAUUUCGUGGGAAAAUGAUUGAUCCUAAUUGCAUUAAGCAAUUUAUAGGUAUUUUAGGUUGCAUGACAAAACUUGGGAAAUCAUGCAUUCUUAGGAUUACCACAACCGAUUUAUAUUUCAUCGUUCGAGAAUCUCAGACAAUAUCCGCCUCUCCACUUAUCUGGUGUGCCCUUGAUGAGGGCCAUUUUUUCUCUGAAUUUGGAAUGGAAGGAUUGAGCACUGUUGAUAAUGAAAUCUACCUCGAGUUUGUUGCAGAAAAUGUUGCAAGAACAUUGAGUGCCCUCAAGGUAUCAGGCACAGCCAAAUCUGUAAAAAUCAAACUUACCAAGAAGCUAUCAUCACCUUGUCUUACUUUUGAAAUUGAUUUGCCAUCAGGUACUAAUCAUUCAAGGCUGGUUGUUCAUGAUAUUCCUGUAAACUUGGUUCCAAGACGGCUAUGGAAUGACUAUCUCGAGCCAGAAGCUAUGGAUCCAGAUAUAUCAGUGCAUAUGCCUCAGCUCCGCUUAAUGAAGAGUAUUGUCGAGCGGAUGAAAAACCUUGCUAAUAUGGCUACCAUUCAUGUGACGUCAGAGGGAUUACUGACAUUGACUGUUGAAACUGAGGCCGUUUCCGUUACUUCGCAUUUCGAUAAUCUCCAUGUAGAAAAGAAAAGUAUCGGAAAAGAAGAGGAAGCCAGUGUCACCAUCGAACUUAAGCGUCUAUCAAAUUUUCUAGGUCAUGAACAACUAAACCCCCAAAAAGUCGUGUGUGAUGUGUUGCAGUCGAAACUGAUGCAUUUGAACUUCCUAAGCGAUAGUUACACUUUACAAUACUUCCUACCAGGAAUUAACGAUCAAUAACGAGAAAAAAAAACUUUCCUGAGUUCCCUUGUUGAUUUAUUAGAGUGGUCUUAACUUGAACGAUUACAUAGGGCUCACAUUUACGCGCUGAAUUCGGUACCUACAACUCACGGAAAACCAUCGUCAUCUUCUUCAGCCAUUUCCUUUGCAUAUUCCAAAUCUUGCUGUUCCCGCUCGCGACGUUCCUAGAAGAAAAAUUUAAUCGAAUUUUUUACCAUUGCCCAAUACAUACAACGCGGAAAAUUCA